UCUCCACUACGCCUCACCUCCCUCCUGCUACGCUCCCUCCGCCAACCUUUCUAGCUAGCUCUCUGCCGGCAGAACCCCAGGCCCCAGACCCCCCAAGGCCCACAACACACCUCUCUCCUAGGCAGAAGCAGGACGUGUCUGUAGGAAUAAGAAAGAAUGGGUGGCUACGAGUCUAACAUGGACGAUAUCCUGGCAGAGGACAUGCACCACUGGUACAAUAAGUUCAUGAAAGAGUCUCCUUCGGGACUCAUCACGUUGUUUGAGCUGAAGACGAUGCUGGAGAUGCAGGGGAUGACAGAAGAAGCUAGCAGCUACGUCGACCAGGUCUUCUUUACCUUCGACAUGGACGGGGACGGAUAUAUAGACUUCGUAGAAUACAUAGCAGCAGUCAGUCUGAUGCUGAAAGGAGAAAUCAACCAGAAACUGAAAUGGUACUUCAAACUUUUCGAUCAGGACGGAAACGGCAAAAUUGACCAAGAUGAAAUGGGGACAAUAUUCAAGGCUAUCCAGGACAUCACCAGAUGUUAUGAUCCUCCUACGGAGGAGAUUGUGACCCUCAUCUAUGAGAAGGUUGACAUAAAUAACGAAGGUGAGUUGACUCUGGAGGAGUUUAUCGAAGGAGCCAGGGACCACCAAGACAUCAUGGAGAUGUUGGGAAAGAUGAUGGACCUCACCAACGUUCUACAGAUCAUUGUCAACGGACAGAAAAUGCAGGUCAAAUCACCCGAAUGAUGAUGACGUCACUUCC
Messenger RNA from Salvelinus fontinalis (brook trout), 748 nucleotides. It is a transcript of the gene guca1c, whose product is annotated as guanylate cyclase activator 1C. Bases 157 to 732 code for a protein of 191 amino acids. The transcript has 4 exons. The record is from RefSeq and is a predicted model, not a curated record. Gene Ontology annotation, molecular function: calcium ion binding; calcium sensitive guanylate cyclase activator activity. Lineage: Eukaryota; Metazoa; Chordata; Actinopteri; Salmoniformes; Salmonidae.